Molecule: messenger RNA, 3680 nt
Organism: Cuscuta epithymum
Lineage: Eukaryota; Viridiplantae; Streptophyta; Magnoliopsida; Solanales; Convolvulaceae
Source: the annotation of a GenBank genome assembly
UGUCCAGCUAUAAACAAACUCUAAACAAUAGCCAAUAUAUCAGUUUACCAUAUUAGUUUACCAUCCUCGUGAUACAUCCAUUUAACUAUGUAGUAGUUGGGAAGCAUCAGCACGAACCAGAAAAGGAAAAAUCCCAGACAUUUUCCUAAAUUAUGCAAAAGGAACUUCAAGAACCAGCAGGAAAAUACUCCCUUAAACAAAACGGAAACAAACGCAACCCUAAAUCCCUAAUCAUCAUAGUCAUAGUAGAAAAUCUGAAAUCAAGCUCUCUUCCCAGUCUCCUCCAGUCCCACAUAGAUCUGACUGCCGCAUACUUCACCACAUCUGCCCUGUUGACUGUGGAGUUUAACACUCUUCACCACCAUUUAUGCAGGGAAAAAAACCCCAAGUACCCAUCAAGCCGUCUCGCCGACUUCUUCAAAACCAACACUAAAGUCCGUCAUCUCCCACCGCUAGGGUCCUAGGCGGCGAGGCAUGUUCUACUUCUGUCAGAGUGUCCCGGUGCUUUUUACGCGUUUUAUCUCCAGGUUUAGGUUUGUCCUGCUAGCUUAAUUCAAUGGCAUGGACAGAGAACGACGCUGAAAACGUGAAGGAAGCAGGCUCAGUGACUAGCAAUGGUUUUAUAAAAACUGACCAACUUCCAUCAGGCAGUGGAGGCUCUCCGGGUUGCAGUAGUCCUGUGGAGGAUAGAGUUGAAGGGAAGGAUGAUGUAUCUUUUGGAAACAUUCUUCGAUCAAGAAACAAAUUUGUUGAUGCGCUUGCUAUCUAUGAGAAGGUAUUAGAGAAGGAUGGUGGAAAUGUUGAAGCUCUCAUUGGCAAAGGAAUUUGCCUGCAGAUGCAGAACAUGCCCACUCCCGCUUUUGAAUGUUUUGCAGAAGCUAUCAGAUUGGAGCCACAGAAUGCAUGCGCUCUUACACAUAGUGGAAUUUUGUACAAAGAUGAAGGCCGACUGGUAGAAGCAGCUGAGUCUUAUCAAAAAGCUCUGAAGGCAGACCCUUCCUAUAAACCAGCUGCAGAAUGCCUUGCUGUCGUAUUAACAGACCUUGGAACCAGCUUAAAACUUGCUGGUAAUACCCAGGAAGGUAUUCAAAAGUACUAUGAGGCAAUUGAAAUAGACCAACACUAUGCUCCUGCUUAUUAUAACCUUGGUGUGAUAUAUUCGGAGAUGAUGCAAUAUGACUUGGCGCUUAGAUGCUAUGAGAAGGCAGCAUUGGAGAGGCCGAUGUAUGCUGAAGCAUAUUGCAACAUGGGUGUUAUAUACAAAAAUCGGGGAGAUUUGGAGUCAGCUAUUGCUUGUUAUGAGAGAUGUUUGGCUGUGUCUCCGAAUUUUGAGAUUGCAAAGAAUAACAUGGCCAUUGCCUUGACUGACAUUGGCACAAAGGUUAAACUGGAUGGGGACAUUGAUCAAGGUGUAGCUUAUUACAAGAAAGCUUUGUACUACAAUUGGCAUUAUGCUGAUGCAAUGUAUAAUCUAGGAGUUGCUUAUGGGGAACUGCUGAAUUUUGACAUGGCAAUUGUGUUCUAUGAACUGGCAUUCCACUUUAAUCCUCAGUGUGCCGAGGCAUGUAACAAUUUAGGAGUGAUAUAUAAGGAUCGGGACAACAUUGAUAAAGCAGUGGAGUGCUAUCAGGCAGCUUUGUCCAUCAAACCAAAUUUUUCUCAGUCGUUAAAUAAUCUCGGGGUAGUCUAUACUGUCCAGGGUAAAAUGGAUGCUGCUCAAAGCAUGAUUCAAAAAGCUAUUAUCGCAAACCCUACCUAUGCAGAAGCGUAUAACAAUUUAGGAGUUCUAUACAGAGAUGCAGGGAACAUAUCUCUUGCCAUUGAAGCGUAUGAACAGUGCCUUAAGAUAGACUCUGAUUCAAGAAAUGCUGGGCAGAAUCGUUUGUUGGCAAUGAACUACAUACAUGAGGGAGCUGACGAUAAGCUAUAUGAGGCUCACAGAGACUGGGGCAGGCGCUUCAUGCGAUUGUAUACCCAAUAUACUUCAUGGGAUAAUCCAAAAGAUCCAGAAAGGCCACUAAUAAUUGGAUACGUGUCUCCUGAUUUUUUCACUCAUUCUGUAUCAUAUUUCAUUGAGGCACCCCUCACCUAUCAUGACUAUGCAAAUUAUAAAUUAGUCAUCUAUUCAGCUGUUGUUAAGACAGAUGCAAAAACCAACAAAUUUAGAGACAGAGUAUUGAAAAAGGGUGGUGUCUGGAGAGAUAUCUAUGGGAUCGAUGAGAAAAAAGUUGCUAGCAUGAUUAGAGAAGAUAAGAUUGACAUCUUGGUGGAACUUACUGGCCACACUGCAAACAAUAAGCUAGGAAUGAUGGCCUGCCGACCAGCCCCUGUUCAGGUGACUUGGAUUGGCUACCCAAAUACUACAGGGUUGCCUACUAUUGACUACAGAAUUACUGAUGCUCUUGCUGACCCUCUGGAUACAACACAAAAACAUGUUGAGGAAUUAGUCCGCUUGCCAGAGUGCUUUCUUUGUUAUACACCAUCCCCUGAAGUGGGCCCCAUAUCUCCAACUCCUGCCCUAUCUAAUGGAUUCAUCACUUUUGGUAGCUUUAACAAUCUUGCAAAGAUAACACCAGAAGUGUUGCAAGUGUGGGCAAGGAUUCUAUGUGCAGUUCCUAAUUCACGAUUGAUUGUAAAGUGUAAGCCUUUUUGUUGUGAUAGUGUAAGACAAGGUUUUCUUUCAACCAUGGAGCAGUUGGGCCUGGACCCACAACGUGUUGAUCUUUUACCUCUAAUCCUUCUUAACCAUGAUCAUAUGCAAGCAUACUCUCUUAUGGACAUUAGCUUGGAUACUUUUCCAUAUGCGGGAACAACCACUACGUGUGAAUCUUUAUUCAUGGGAGUUCCUUGUGUCACUAUGAGAGGCUCUGUACAUGCUCAUAAUGUUGGUGUGAGCCUCCUCAAUGCAAUUGGGUUAAAAAACUUGGUUGCUGAGGAUGAAGAUGAAUACGUUAAGUUGGCGAUUCAGUUGGCAUCUGAUCUUACUGGCCUCUCAAAGCUGAGAAUGAGUCUCCGGGAUCUCAUGUUGAAAUCGCCUCUAUGUGAUGGGUCACAAUUUACCCUGAAUCUUGAGGAGACAUAUAGGAGUAUGUGGAGCCGUUUCUGUAAGGGAGACGUGCCAUCGUUGAAACAUAUGGUGAUGUUACAACAGCAGCAGCAGGAGGAGAAGACGGUUCUCGAAGGUGCUGUUGAUGUUCCUGACCAAAGAAGCACAACUGCCGGUUCAAUUAAGGCCAAUGGACUCAGUGUAUCGUCUUCUUCUACAUUAAACCACCAUUCGGCGACAGAGGAGAACGAAAAAUCAUGAAAACAGGGGCUGCUGUUGAUGAUAUUAUGUGUAGAGACUAGAGAGGAGAUGUGGCUUCGGAUUGAGGUGUGUGUAUAAUAAUUUCCGUGUUUAUGAUGGGGAUGCGUUUAGAUUUAGAUGUACAAUUAGAUUUGGUUUUGUGGAAGUAGUAAAUGAUGAGUGGUGAGGGCUUUUUUGUCAGUCAUUCAUUUUAACACCCCCUUAAUUAUGCAUUGGGGCCUUCUGUAAAAAAAUUAAAUUAUAGGGACCGACAUGCGCCCUCAUUCCUCAAUUUCAAUUGAAUUCCCAAAUUUUUACUAGAUACAGAGUAUUUAACAAGAAACUAUGCAAGAUAGUUGUGGAAUAAUCACUCACACUAAUAAGUAAUAAGGUG